AUGGAGCCUGCCGUGGGCCAUCUCGUCCAGCUGCAGGAUGGCACCCGCGGUAUCAUCCGGUUUGCUGGGCGGCCGCACUUCGCGCCUGGCGACUGGGUAGGCGUCGAGCUCGAGGCGCCCACCGGCAAGAACGACGGCAGUGUGCAGGGCGAGCGGUACUUUGACUGCGCCAUGGGCUAUGGCAUGUUUCUUCGGCCGAAGGCGGUGACGGUUCUUGGCGUGGCUGGAGACGGCGACGACGACGACCAUGACGACGAGGACGAAGAGGAGGAGGAGGAGGAAACGGAAGAAGCAGCACCGGCUCCACUUCCUGCACGACAGCAACCACAGCGACCGGCUGCGGCUGCGGCUCGGCCAUCGGCUGGCACGACCGGUCCGGCUGCGCGAAAAUCAACCGUGGGCAGCCGCCCAAGCAGCGUCUACACCGGCACCUCUGCCGGUACUCGGACCAGCAUGUCAGGAGACCCGGGGCUCACAAAACGGAUGAGCCUUAACGCGCCAAGUCCUAGCCCGGUAUCCCGGUCGCGUCCAUCAAGUAUAGCAAGGUCACCGACGAAAUCGCCGACAAAGCAACUUGCCACCGGCCCUUCGAGCACGGCGACCUCUCGAACCGGGACACCCUCCAACGCUGGCGCAGGUGCUGGUGGCCGACUGUCCUCUGUGACUUCGCGACCUCGCCCAUCAGUCGGCGGCACGCGGACAUCCAUGGGGCCCCCGGCAGUGCCUGCAUCACGAGGUGGCCGUCUGUCGACCACGUCCACGACAGCCGGGCGCACGAGUACCACAGCUCAAACACGCCUGGGAGCUGCGCGGCCAGGCGUAAGCAGUGCGACGACGUCUCGCGUGGGCCGCCGGCCGUCCAGCAUCCGUGCCGCGUCGGGAGACUCUGGCAACGAAAGCGCCGGCAGCAGCCGUCUGAACAGCGCACGGCCCACCCGCGGCAGCAUCGAUGGCCGAAUCAUGUCGCCCCAGAAGAGCAGCGACGACGAGGUGCUAUCGCCACAGCCGAAAAGCCCCGUGCAAUCAAGGGCCGCGGCCUUGGAGCGCCUCACGUCGGGGGCAUCCAAGGCCGGUGCUGCCGCAGGCGCUCGGCAGACAGCGGCGGCCAGCGCCAGCGCUGCUGCUGCAUCGGCCACCCGCCCCACUGCAUCGGCAGCGGCCGCACACCGUGAGAUUGAGGAUCUCAAGGCGAAACUGCGGGUGUUGGAGCGCAAGCGGCUGGAAGACCGUGACAAGAUCAAGCAGCUCGACAAGCUGAGCGCAGACUGCGAGAAAUACCAGGCGAUCAUCCAGAAGAUCCAAGCCAAGUACCAGCCUCAGCAGCAAGAGAAUGCCGACCUCCGCAGACAGCUCAAGGAGGCCGAGGGCCUCUUGGAGUCGGUGGAGACGAUGCAGGCGGAGCACGACUCUGCCAUGGAGCUGGCCACGCUGGACCGGGAGAUGGCAGAAGAGCAGGCGGAGGUGUACAAGGCGGAGCUGGAUGCUGUCAAGCUGAAGAACGAAGAGCUGGAGCUCGAGGUGGACGUGCUGCGCGGCGAGAAUGCCGAGUUCACCCAGGGCAUGUCGCCGGAAGAGAAGACCAGCGCCAGCUGGCUGCAGAUGGAGCGCACCAACGAGCGGCUGCGCGAAGCCCUGCUGCGCCUGCGCGACAUCACCCAGCAACAAGAGGAAGAGCUGCGCGACCAGGUGAAGCUGCUCGAAGAAGACGUCAAGGAGCUGACGGCGACCAAGGAGCAGCACGAAGCGACCAAAGACAAGCUCGCGCAGGCAGAGGCUGUCGUCGAGGACCUGCGGCAGCAGCUCGACGCGGCCCAGGCCGCCGACGACAUGAUUAUGGACCUCACGGAGCGCAACAUGAGCCAGGCCGAGCAGGUGGAGGAGCUCAAGGCCGUCAUCGAGGACCUGGAGAACCUCAAGGAGAUCAACGACGAGCUCGAAAUCAACCACGUCCAGAACGAACGCGAGAUGCAGGAAGAGCUCGACUUCAAGGCCGCCGUCAUCCAGGAGCAGGCGCGCCGCGCCGGCCAGCAGGAAGAGAAGCUCGAGGAGAUGGAGUACGGCCUGACACGGUUCCGCGAGGUGGUGACAAGCCUGCAGAGCGACCUGGAAGACAUGCGGGCGUCGCACGCGGUGACGGAGAACGAGUCGGAGCAGCUGAACAGCCGGUCGCGCGCCAUUAUGGACCUCAACAUGAAGCUGCAGCUGUCGGCGGCCAAGGCGCAGGUCAAGACCAUCGAUCUCGAGCUCCGGCGCAUGGAGGCCCAGGAGGCCGAGCAGCACCUGGAGAUUGUCAAGCUCUUCCUGCCCGACGCGUACGUACAGACCGACCGCAACUCCGUCCUGGCGCUGCUGCGCUUCCGCCGCCUGGCCUUCAAGGCGAACCUGCUCAACGGAUUCGUGCGCGAGCGCGUCAACCAGCCGGCGCACCCGGGCCACGAAGACGACGUGUUUGUGGGCUGCGACGUGGUGGACAAGCUCACGUGGGUGUCGGCCAUGUGCGACCGCUUUGUGAGCGCCAUCAGCCGCUGCUCGACGGACAACUUUGCCCGCUUCGACGGCGCGCUGUACGAGCUGGAGCCCGUCGAGCGCGCACUCAACGCCUGGAUCGACGGCCUGCGCCGCGACGAGCUCAAGGAGCAGACGUGUGCCGACGAGCUCCAGCGGUCCAUUGCGCUCAUGUCGCACUUGGCUGAAGUGCACCUUUCGCCUGCCGCCACCCAGCAGCAGCAGCAGCAGCAGCAGACCACGCCCAAGGCCAACGGCUUCAACAGUCUUCUUCACAACAACCUGAACAACAACAACAACAACAGCAGCAGUGUCAGCAUCGGCAACGACGAGGAGCAUGAGGGCCAGGACCUCGAGGGCUUUGCCGACAACCUGCAGAUGCGCGCCGUGCUCACGCAGAGCCACCUGGAGUCGGCGUCGAUUGCGCUGCACACGGCGCGCGGCAUGGUGCAGCGGGUCAUCCCACCGGCCGACGACGAGGACGACGCGGCACAGUACUUUGCACGCCGCGCGGAGGCGGCCAUUGCGCAGACGCGCAGCGCCAAGGUGGUGGCCAGCAAGGCGGUGCGGUCGCUCGAAGAGCUCAAGUCGCGGUCGCUGUCGCUGAUGCCGGACACGCUCGAGGCGUUUGAGCAGUGCGAGGCGGCGUCGCGCGGCCUGGCCGAGCUGGCCCGCCGCAUGGGCCUCGACCUGUUUGCGCUGCUGCACGAGGAGGGCCGCACGGCGCCGUACACGUACGCCGAGGUGCAGACGGUGGUGCACAACACGACGCUGGCCGCGGCCCGCGACACCAACACGGACGGCGGGUCGGCCGACGAGGACCUCUUUGCCACGUACCUGGCCAGGCUGCGUGCGGUGGCCAGCCAAGUGUCGGACGUGGCGGCGCUGUCGGGCGACCUGUCGCAGACGCUCGAGUUUGAGCGGCCGGCCGCGCCGUGGGUGGUGCGCGGCCAGGAGAUCAAGGCGUCCAAGACGGUGCCCGUGGACACCGAGGAGGAACUGCGGCGGCUGCGCGACGACCACGCCGAGGCGCGCCGUGUGAUUGCGCGGCGCGACAACGACCUGGGCACGGCGCAGCUCAAGAUCGAGACGCUGGAGAGCAAGAUGCGCGACGCGCAGAACAAAGCGUCGGUGAUUGCGGAGCUCGAGCGGGCGAUGGCGGCCGAGCAGGUCUUUACGAAGCAGCUCAAGGAGGACAUUGAGAAGCAGGACCGCGAGCUCAAGAGCCUCGAGGCCGACCGCGACCGCUGGAAGAAGAUUGCCAGCGACGCCAGCCUCCUGGCAGGCGCCGGCGUGGACGACAGCGCCGGCGAGGACGGCGAGUACGGCGGGCAGCUGGGCGGCGUUGGCGGUGUCGGUGGCCGGUCGGGCCACCAGGCAGCGGCGCGGCACUCCAAGGAGCGGGCGGUGGCCACGGCGCGCGAGAUGGAGGCCCUCAAGGCCGAGAUUGGCAGCCUGCAGGCGGCCGUGCGGUACCUGCGCGAAGACAGCCGGCGGGCCCGUCUGACGGAGCAGGCCAACCACGCCUGGCUCGCCGAGCCGCUGCUGCAAAAGAACCAGCGGAGACAGCCGCUCCAGCCAACAGCGGCCUCGCGGGCCCAGGCGGUGGCUGUCGAAGCACGCGAUGUGCUGGGCGAGCUGGUGAAGAUGGCCAGUGCCGCCCGCGUGUACGAUCUCGGCAAGCAGCUGCCCGCCGACCGUCUGGCGUGGCGCCCUGCGCACACGUCGCCCGGCUACCACGCUGCCAAGCUGGCUGAAGACUAUGCGGCCUGGAAGGGCUGGGAAGCGUCCGUGGCGCGCAAGGCACGAGAUGUGAGUAGCGGUGCUGGAGCCGACGUUGUGCUGAGCAAGCGUCUGGCGCGCAAGCAGCACGCAGCCUCCGCGCGGCGGCAGCAGAUUCGCCUUCCGGGAACGGCUGACGGCGGAGGCGAGGACAAGGAGAACAACCCUGCUGGUGGUAUCCGUGUUGUCGGCGAGGGAACGCAGUCGUGGUGGCGGCGACAGGUGCACACAGACGACCCAGUCUAUCGAGCCUAA
Messenger RNA from Sporothrix brasiliensis 5110, 4542 nucleotides. RefSeq names its product dynactin 1. Gene Ontology annotation, cellular component: microtubule associated complex; cell tip; spindle. The record is from RefSeq and is a predicted model, not a curated record. NCBI's taxonomy places the organism in Eukaryota, Fungi, Ascomycota, Sordariomycetes, Ophiostomatales, Ophiostomataceae. The transcript is spliced from 2 exons. The coding region runs from base 1 to 4542 and encodes 1513 amino acids. Gene Ontology annotation, biological process: establishment of mitotic spindle orientation; nuclear migration involved in conjugation with cellular fusion.